Kwoniella botswanensis is the source of this 726-nucleotide messenger RNA. RefSeq lists its product as uncharacterized. NCBI's taxonomy places the organism in Eukaryota, Fungi, Basidiomycota, Tremellomycetes, Tremellales, Cryptococcaceae. The record is from RefSeq and is a predicted model, not a curated record. Bases 1 to 726 code for a protein of 241 amino acids. The transcript has a single exon.
AUGUCUGCCCUUUCUACUCGAAACACCUGCACAACGCAACUGCACAACACCGAUGAUCCAUCACUGGACUGGGAUACGAUCACUCCAGCAGAAGAAACAUUUUUCUCGAACCAACCGAGGCAAGUGGCAAAAUGGAAUUCGCAGCCUACAGGAUCCAACAUCAAAAGUGCAUUACCCUCGUUCGUAUACAGAUUGAAAGAUGAUCCUGGUAACUCCCAGCCAGGACGGAGCGGACGCAUCUGCGAUGCAGCAGAAGAGGAUACCAUGGGUAUCGUAAGUACCAGUACUCAGCCAAGCGCGAUCAACAAAAAGUAUCUCAUCGUCGACGAGCAUCUGUUGGGGGUCAGGCAAGGUCAGUCCAUCGGAGGAUCAUUCCAAUUCCUUAUUGAGAAAGAUAAUGGGUGGGAUGUGAGGAUAUCGGAUAAUGGAGAUACGAUGACCUGCACUUUCCGACCUGGCGAUGGAUUUGAUGAAGUAUAUGAAUCUGCCGCUCAGGCGCAUGAUACUCGAAGAUUACGACAAUUGAUCCUUGAGAGAUCUGGUUUACCAGGUUAUGGGUUAUCAAUCCCAAGGGAGCCUCCGAACGCCGAGAUGAUCGACGGGGAACAACAUAUUACUUUGUACUAUAACUGGGAACCAGUCCCAGGUAUAAGCACUGCUCAAAGAGGUGCAUUCGAUAUCGAACGGUUCUUCGUCAAACCUGUUAUGGAGGCGCGAUUAGACUAG